This is a messenger RNA of Rattus norvegicus (Norway rat), 5148 nucleotides long. RefSeq names its product WASP family member 3 (gene Wasf3). The record is from RefSeq and is a predicted model, not a curated record. Gene Ontology annotation, cellular component: glutamatergic synapse; lamellipodium; cytoskeleton. NCBI's taxonomy places the organism in Eukaryota, Metazoa, Chordata, Mammalia, Rodentia, Muridae. Gene Ontology annotation, biological process: actin cytoskeleton organization; modification of postsynaptic actin cytoskeleton. Gene Ontology annotation, molecular function: actin binding.
CUGUUGGCUCUCCAUUGGCCGCAGCGCUCGCCAAUCCAGCCCCCUGGCCGUGAAGGGGGCGUGGCCGCGCGGUGCCCGGCCGGGGGGCCGCGUCUGUCGCCGCUGCGCGCUGCGGUGCGGGCGGCGGGACGAUGAAGCCGGGAGCGCGGCACGUUCUGGUCCCACUUGCUGUUCCUGCAGACAUCUGAGCCGCGGCAGCGAUGCUGCUGAGACCCUGCCAGCCCUCGAGUCAACCUACUUGAUUGUCAGCCAUGCCUUUAGUGAAGAGGAACAUUGAACCCCGGCACCUGUGCCGCGGCGCCCUGCCAGAAGGAAUCACCAGUGAGCUCGAAUGCGUGACCAACAGCACCCUUGCCGCGAUCAUCCGCCAGCUCAGCAGUCUGAGCAAACAUGCAGAAGACAUAUUUGGUGAGCUAUUUAAUGAGGCUAACAACUUCUACAUCAGAGCAAAUUCCCUUCAAGACAGAAUCGAUCGGCUUGCUGUCAAAGUCACCCAGCUGGACUCCACAGUGGAGGAGGUCUCGCUGCAGGAUAUCAACAUGAAGAAAGCAUUCAAAAGCUCUACCAUCCAAGACCAGCAGGUGGUUUCCAAGAACAGCAUUCCAAACCCUGUGGCUGACAUUUACAACCAGAGUGACAAACCCCCGCCACUGAGCAUUCUGACACCGUACAGAGAUGACAAGAAGGACGGGCUGAAGUUCUACACGGACCCCUCUUACUUCUUUGACCUCUGGAAAGAAAAGAUGCUGCAGGACACAGAAGACAAGAGGAAAGAGAAACGGCGUCAGAAGAGAGAGAAACUCAAGCUGAAUCCUAGCAGGAGCCAGCAAGUGUAUGUGAGAAAAGUCAGAACAAGAAGAGAAGAGUGGGAGAGGAGGAAAAUGGGCAUUGAGUUCAUGAGUGACGCCAAGAGGCUGGAUCAGGCGGGGAGUGCCAAGGAAGACGCGAGGCCCAGAGGGUCUCACACAUCCGAUGUCACCGAUUAUUCUUAUCCUGCUACUCCCAACCACGCUUUGCAAGUACAGCCGGUGACACCUUCCUACACGGCUGGCGAUGCACCACUGCAUGCAGCCACAAACCAAGGCGCUGAGCACGAAUACCGACCCUCGUCUGCCUCGGCGAGGCACAUGGCCCUGAAUAGACCUCAGCAGCCACCGCCACCACCUCCGCCCCAGGCCCCAGACGGGUCCCAGGCCUCUACGUCAGUGGCUCCAGCCGACUAUGGGAUGCUUCCAGCACAGAUAAUUGAAUACUACAAUCCCUCAGGACCGCCACCGCCUCCCCCUCCACCCAUGAUUCCUUCAGCACAAACUGCCUUCGUCAGCCCUCUCCAGAUCCCUGCUCAGCAGCCCUCGUUCCCUGCCUCAACCGGCUCCACAUACCCCACCCCCCCUCACCAGCCCUCCACUGGGCUCCUGGCCACAGCACCACCGCCCCCAGGGCCCCCGCCUCCUCCACCUGGUCCUCCUGGCCCCUCCUCCCUGUCUUCCUCCCCAAUGCAUGGUCCCCCUGUGGCUGAGGCAAAGCGCCCAGAGCCUGCACAGCCACCCAUAAGUGAUGCAAGAAGCGAUCUCCUGGCUGCCAUCCGGAUGGGAAUCCAACUGAAAAAGGUACAGGAGCAGCGUGAGCAGGAAGCCAAACGGGAGCCUGUAGGCAAUGACGUGGCCACCAUCUUGUCUAGGCGCAUUGCUGUGGAGUACAGCGACUCGGACGACGACUCUGAGUUUGAUGAGAACGACUGGUCCGACUGAGUCGCCAGGGCCAGGCGGCAGGCAGACAGCCAGGGCACCAUAUGCAAGUGUGCUAGGAGCUCCUGUGAUCUCUGCACCCACACGUGGUAUUAUCCUGUAGCUUUAGUAGCUUUUGUAUUAGCAGUGUGAUAUUGCUUCUGCACAUCCUUCUGGAUUUGUUGAGUAUUUACUGUGUAAUACUUAAGUGCCACUAAACACAGCACACCGUGCUGCACACCAGGAAAUUCGCUGUAACUAGUGCACCAUCCUGAAAUAGCAUCUCGCUUCCCUCUCGGCUGUGAGAGUCUCCUCUCCCGUCCAUCCUGCUCUGGUGGACCUGCCACGUGUCUGUGCAGCUGCCCGGUGUCAGCUCUUUGCAAGAUCAAUGGCUGUGUGUCAGUGAUGUCUUCCAACCAGUGGGCGAUGCUUCCCUGUUUUUUUUUUUUCCUUUGCAAAUCGAAUUCCAGAUAGACAUGGUUGCGGAGGGGAAAGUUUAACAAGUCAGAAUGAGAUGCUUCUCGAUUUGCACACUCCGUCUGGUGGCCUCCAAGGAACUGUGUGUGCUUGUUUGCACUCGCAGCAGAAGCACUCGUUUUUAUGAGGGGACCCUGUGUCCAUGGACUUUGCAGAUGGAGCUUACUUCUGUGACUAGCCCUGGUAGCGUGGGCACCCAGAGUCUGCAGAGCAGGGCGGCACAGCUGCCCCAUCUGGUUCCCUCCUACCCCACCCAGUGGGAAAGAGACCUCCACAGUUUUUUUCCUGGGAUCCCUACCCCUCUGGUCUCCGGGCAGUGAGCAUCUCACUCCCCUUGCCCUGAGUCAUAGAAGCUUGGGUUUAGCUGAGAGAUGCCACCAGCUGUUCACGACCCAUGGUGCUGUGGCUGGAUUCACACUGUGUCAAACAGGGCCACACCCGUCCUGAAGCACAGAUCUCCUCCCGUGUUGUUGGCACAUUUUAAAUUUUAAAAAGUACCUCACAAGAUAAACUUGAUUCACCCGGUUGCCCUGGCAGAGACCCCGACUUCCCCUCCGCUGCCCUGACCCUUUCACCGAAUGGCAGUGCCUCAGUCCUGUGUCGGCUUCACAGCUCCGGAGAGACAGCUGCUGAUUUAACUAAGUCAUUGGUGCCCCAGGCGUGGGUCACAGGCAGGACUCACACAGGUGCCAGGACACUGCCUUCCCUUAGGUGCACAUUCAAAUGGCCUGCGGCUCUUAAUAUCCCUCACUUUUUAUGAAAAGAAAAGUUUAGGUCUGGGGUGACAUUGUGUCAGUGGAUAGGGAAUAUCUGUGGGGUAACUAAAAGUGGGUUUUGCUCAUGAGUUUGGGGAUGUCACCCAGCCGCCCACCUCAUCUGCCGUGUGUGGACUCCUGUCCACUUGGGCUGCUCUCCCGUAACACCUGCCAAUAGCAGGUUUUACUCAUGUCAGUCUGAUACUGAAAACCCAUCUGCAAGCCCCUGCCUACACCCUGCUUUAGCAUGUGUCUGAGUGCUCUAUGCUGCCCGAUGGUCAUCCUGGAGCCUGUACACACGUGGCCAUUGUUGUGACUCGCUGUCACAUUGGUAACUGUCGAGAAACUUUUCCGUUUCUCCCAUUUCCAUUUUCCAACACUGAGACCUACCACACCAACAUCAUCCUCACGACUUUGACAUCCGGAGCCCUUUGUUACCCGUCCAGCAGCUUGUCUCUGUUGUUCUCCUGUCUCCCGUGUGCCCCGUGUGCCCCAGCACUCACGAUGGGAGCACUUCUUUGUUUGGCCAGGUCCAUGUGGUCCCAGGGUGGAGGGAAGACGUUAAGGCUACCAGCUAUGGUCAGGAUGUCUUCUCCUGAUGUCACAUCAGAGUGAAACUAGCGGCUCCUUACUCACAGAUGUUCGUGAGCUUCUCCAUGCUACUUGUCCUGUAGUUUUCCCAACAAGUUAUAGUUUUAUUUUAUAGCUAGAGAGAGAACUUUUGCCCAUUGCAUUCUGUAACCUUCAAAAGGAUGGGAAAUGACUAAAAUCCAAUUCAGAUUAUUUUUAGAGAUUUUCUUUGGCAAAUUUGAUUUAGUCUAAAAUUUAAAUCCAAGUCACUUCAAUACUUUACAAAAUGAGAACAAAGUAAAAAGUUUAGAUUUUUGACUUCCAUUUUCUAGGAAAAAUAUUUACUAAAACAAAUGGAGAACAGAAUUUAGUAGCAUAUUUGAUUUCUAUACAUUUCAUACUUAGACUUAAAUCUACAGAUUUUAAGGUUGUUUUAUAUUGUCCCCAGUUUUAGUGUUCCAUAUAUAUUUUAGCUGAGUAUCCUAUCCAGUAUUUUCUUAUGGUAUAGACUCAGGCAAAUGGAUAGCUGGAGGGGUGAGUGGAUGGAUGGAUGGAUGGAUGGAUGGAUGGAUGGAUGGAUGGAUGGAUAGAUAGAUGGAUGGGUGGAUGGAUGGAUGGAUGGAUGGAUGGAUUGAUAGAUAGAUAGAUGGAUGGGUAGAUGGAUGGAUGGGUGGAUGGAUGGAUAGAUGGAUGGAUGGGUGGGUGAGUGGGUAGAUAGCUAUGUGUGUGGGGGGAUUGAUGGAUGAGUAGGUGGGUAGGUAAGUAGGUAAAUGGAUGAUAAGUCGAGUGGAUGAGUUAAAUGGGUAGGAGAGGGCAGGUGGAUGGAUUUAUGGAUGAGUGGAUAGGUAGGUGGAUUCAUGACGGAUGGGUGAGUGGAUGAAUAGUAGGUUGGUGGGUGGGUAGGCAGAUGAGUGAAUAGAUAUAGGUCAGUGGGUAGAUUGGAGAGUAGAUGGAUGAAUGGAUUGUAGAUAGAUGGAUCGAUUGCAGAUGGAGGGAUGAAUACAUGCAUGCAUGCAUGGGUAGGUGGAUGGGUGGUGGGUAGAAAAUGCCUGAGUCUGCACAUCACUGCACUGGGAAGGCAAAUGAGUGCACUGUUAGCACCAGACCACGAGCUUCAGUCCUUAGGUUUUAUUUACUAAGACGUUAUUAGAAGAUGGAUGUUUUCAUCCCAGUACAUUUCUAACACAUCCAAUCAUUUAUGAGCAUAGGAUGGUGAGGGCUGUGAAAGCUUUGUAAUAUUUUCAAGGGGCUGGGGAUUUAGCUCAGUGGUAGAGCGCUUACCUAGGAAGCGCAAGGCCCUGGGUUCGGUCCCCAGCUCCGAAAAAAAAAAAAAAAACCAAUAAACAAACAAAGUAAUAUUUUCAGCAGAAACGUGUGAUACAUUUAAAUCCAUUGAAGUCUGGAGGGAGUGUAUCAGCCAGAGUAGCAGGUGGGUUUGUUUGUUUGUUUGUUUGUUUCUUUAUGAAGGAGAGUAUCUGUUAUCUCGCAGUAUUAUCAAUGCAGUUGUAAAUCGAAUCUAAAGUGGUAUUAAAAUCUGUCAAACAAUUUUUAAUCUGUUUGUAUAUCUUACUAUAGAUCACAAGUAACAUCUAAAUAAAAUUACACCUGUAACCGUACAA